CCACAAUCGCAACUGUACUCACCUUGCCGCCCCCUAUUAACUCACACCGCAAAGAAUUGAGCGGUGGGUGGUAGGAAUUUGCAGACGGGAUGCAAAUACUCCGAUGCCUACCGCCGGCCACCUAAUAAAUUUGUACCGCCGCAGUCUUGCUAGCAGGCAUCACCACCAACAUCGGGCGGAUCUGCCAGGGUCUUGCGAAAUGAGUUUGCCAUGCCCCCCCCAAGUUGGCCCGUCUCCCGAACCCGGCAUGGUUUUUUCGAAUCAGUAUCCACCGCCACAUGCCCAACUGGCAACUGGUCACUUAUGUCCAUGACUCCAUACCAGCCUGGGAGGAGUUGGCCCCUUUUCAUUGUCAAGUUUGCUCUUCAGUAGCAAACUCGCCCCCACGGGUUCCUUCCAUCGCCUUGAGGAAUCUUUCGUCUGCGUUUGCCCGCAUGUUUAAUUCUUCGUUAGCCACUGGCGGCUACCAGGAACCCGAAUAGAGACACAACCGAGUGUGGUUCUCGCCGCUUAACUCGCUGUGGCGGCUAGACUAUUCAACGGCUGGUCUUUACUGGAGCCCAGCUAAGUGCGGAAACCACAGAGUCAUAAUGGUGUACUGUGGCCGACAGCAUGAAGAUCAUGCAACAUACGAUCGUAGGACGUCACAUACCAUCAUCGUCACCGUAUUGUCCACCCUCCACUUCCAUCUUUCAUGCACAGACACAGUACACCAAUUCAACCAAUUCCGAUU
Colletotrichum acutatum is the source of this 733-nucleotide messenger RNA. RefSeq lists its product as uncharacterized. The coding region runs from base 104 to 313 and encodes 69 amino acids. NCBI's taxonomy places the organism in Eukaryota, Fungi, Ascomycota, Sordariomycetes, Glomerellales, Glomerellaceae. The transcript has a single exon. The record is from RefSeq and is a predicted model, not a curated record.